Molecule: messenger RNA, 4556 nt
Organism: Pseudomyrmex gracilis
Lineage: Eukaryota; Metazoa; Arthropoda; Insecta; Hymenoptera; Formicidae
Product: MATH and LRR domain-containing protein PFE0570w-like
Exons: 6
Coding region: 996-4487 (1163 amino acids)
Source: RefSeq, a predicted model, not a curated record
AAUCAGUCGCUAACACACUUGCCGUUGACACACCGAAGAGAAGCAGCUGCGCAAUUUUGGUUUUUCUGAACGCAGCCGCUACCGGCGCUUAUACCUGCGACGUGCCGGAUAAUGUCGUCGCAGAUAACACGACUGAAGUGGUCCAUGGUCCGUGCGUUUUAAAUUUCUUAGAGAAACGUGAAAGAACGGUACGGUUGUAGAAAUGUUCGAUUGAUUGUCGACGAGAGCGGAUCAAUUUUUUUUUUUCCAAUAACAAAAUGAUGAAAAACAUCCAUAAUAAAAUUAAAACGUGAACGUAAUCGUAUGCAAUGUAUAUGCGUAUCUCUUGUGAAAUUCGUCAACGUGUGCGCAUGCGCGAAAGUACAUUGCUUCGGAACUUGGGCAAUGGUGGUGUUUUGUACGCGUUGUGUAAAAGUAAACACGUACUUCUCUCUAUCUCGGAGAGUUAAAACUGUCAUUUUGUCGAAUGACGACGAUGUUCGCUUUCACGUGUGAUUUUAUCAUCAGACUGUUUUCGAUCUGAGUUUUUACACGCACAAAAUGCAGCACAAUUAUUUCGACGUCCACGUCGUAUGUACAUACAGCCCUGUGUGGCGUGCAGGUCAUUAAACUUGCGAGGAUACUAGGUGUUGAUAGAGUUUGAUGCACACGAUUUAUUUCGCGCCGAUGGUUCGCGUCGCGUCGCUGUAAGUGAAAACGCGAUUUAUUUGCGGCAUGUGAAGUAUAUAAUUUGUUGGAAAUAAUAUUUUCGCGCUACAAUGUUGUGAAAGAAUUUAUUUUGCCGUAGACUUGUGUGUUUCAUAAUGGCGGCUGAUAAAAGAGUGUUUUCUCUUCGCGCGCCACUUUUACAUUUUUGCCGGGUCGGCGAACAUAUAUCUGAAGUAUAAAUUACCGAUGUGAUCGCCGCGUGAACAAUAACGUGGAUUAAAUUGCGUUAUUACAAAGCAAAUUACGUGUAUUUCUGUUGAUUCCCAACAGUCUUGUACUAUUUGACGAUGUCGGAGACAAACGAACACUCGGCCGACGAUACCGAGACGGAGACGAAAACAGUAGAAGAUUUACCGAACGAUUCGAUCAAGAGCGAAAUUAAAUUGAUGAUGAAUCAGACGGACUUGGCUCUGCUGGAAGACGAGGAGAUGCCGACGUAUAUCAGUGUGUCUAGCACUUCAAGACCCAACGAUUCAGACGUCGUUAAUGCGAAGCAGCAAGAGAAUCUGUCUCAAGAAAUGCAGGAGAACCAUAGUCCAAGCCCUGCUCCUAGUGAGGAAGGUAGAAGUGUAAUAGCUGUCUCUUCUGAAGAAGAGAACGACACCGAUCAUGAAGACGAAGAUGAGGAUAGUGGUGAAGAUAUGGGGAAUCUAGAACUUGACAAUGAAUUUGGUUCAGAGCAACAUCUAAAUGAAUUGAACAUGAAGCAUUUGAUGGAUGAAGAAGCAUUUGAUGAUGAGGAGGAGGAAGAUGAUGAGGAGGAAGAAGAUGAUGAGGAAGAUGAAGAAGAAGGUCUUAGACAUAAUUAUAAUGAUGGACAUCCCAAAAACUCGCAUUUAAGGCCAGACUACCUAAACAUUCCACAAAAUGCUAUGAUGUAUUCCAUGGUGCACAGAAAGCCAGGGCCGGCAAAAUAUCAACAUGUAGAAAGUCCAGUCAGGCGAUACAUUAAAAACAUAAAGGAACUAAGACGUUCUUCGGACAAGCAAAAACAAUAUCAGGAAGAUGUAGUCCGGAAUCAAAACAAUACAAAUCGCAAAAUUAAUGAAGCAGAAAAAUCAAAGACCCCAAACAAAAUAAUAAAGGAUUAUGCUGAAAGAGCGAUCAAGCAGUUGGAGAUUGAGGAAGCCUGUGACAGAGAUACGCCACCUUAUAAUGCCACUAUAUUAAACGGUCAAGAUAAUAAGAAUGGUUUGCCAUCAAUACAUGAGGAAUCUACACAAGACGAGGUCCAAAUAAAUGUAGCUUUUGAUGCGGCACAGAGUGAAAAAGAUCCCUUGAAUACUGAUGAUAACAAAACUCAGAAACAGAAUGGAGUUGAUGACAAAGAGUAUAAUAUUCACGAUAGACGAACUCCAAUAUCGUUCGCAAAUGUGACCGUUCAACAAAAUGGUCAUCAAGACAUGUCGACACUAUUUUGCAAUUUGCGUGCGGUAACUUAUCAAGAUUACAUGCGUAAUCCUCAUUCCACUAAAAUAGAUGUAAAUAAAAGUGUACGCGCAAGUGAACAAGAACAGGCUCAAUCUGAGACUUACAAUAAUGCAGAGCCAAUGGAAGUUACUAUAGACAAUGAUACAUCUUGUCCCAUAAAAAUUGAAAAUAUUAAAAGCAUCAGAGCAAUGGGUGAUGAAGUAAAAAACAAUAUUGAGCAAGCAAAUUUUGAUAAAAAUGAAGGAUUUAAUAAAAUACCUUCGCACAUCUUAGCGGUUGAAUUAAGAGAAAAGUUGGAUAUGAAAACUGCGCAAUAUAAUAAUUUGCUUGAAGCAUACAAAAGACAACUUGAAGAAAAUAUAAAAUUGAAACAAGAGAUGGAAGGGCUGAGAACAUCUUUGGCAAAUGAACGUGAGAAAAAUAAACUUCCAGAACAGAAAGUUGCAUCAAUUCAAACAGAUAUUACUAAUUGCGUACCUAACAAAGAAGAUCAGAAUAAGGUAGAAUCCGCACAGAUAAAACACAAUAAGAUGUUGAAGAACAGUAUUGGUUCAACACUGAGUUCUAUAGAGCAAUGGAGCGACAGUUCAGGAACUUUGUCAAUAUCCAUGAAACCACCUGAAGCAGUUAAAGUGUCACAUUCUGACGAUAGCAUGCUGCUGACCGAUCCUAUAUCAAAAACACUGUCGCCUUCCUUGUCUCAUGCAUUUAUUACUUCAUCAAGAAUUUUAAAAACACUCUCAAAUAUCACACAAGGAAAACCGCAAUCAGAAAGUCCUAGAAUACAAAAUUCAAAAAGGAGAUUAAAUGAAAGCUCAGAAAUGGAGACGCAAAAUGAAGAUAGUGGUUGUCAAGCUCGACCUUCUAGUUCGAAAAAAAGAAAGGUUACAGACAUUCUUAAAUCUUUAAAUGUUUCUGUAGAAUCACGUUCCAGUGAGAAUGAAACAUCUAAUGGAAAGUCACAAUUCAAAUAUUCGUCUGAUUCGGCAAAUGACAAAGUAAAAUCACAAGAAACUUCUUCCAAUCUUAACACAAGUCACUUAAAACUCAGUGCAAAUAAUGAAACAGAAAAUGAUGAUUGUUAUCCGGAGGACAAUGUGAAAUGCUAUGUGUAUCAGGAGAAUGAAAAUAAAAAAGAUCGCAGUUUUCUAAUCCUAGCGGAAGAGCCUAAAGACGACAAGAGUGAUAACGAAAAAGGACGUAUUCGAGAGUGCGGUCCAUAUUUACUUGGCAAUAUAGAAGUAAGGAUGUCCGAAGUAAACGGAACUAUUAAUAUUUGGGGCAAAGAGAUCAGUCAAAACUCCACAGCUGAAUUUGGAAGUGAAACAGAAGCAUCUGCUGCAGCGAAAGAUGAUAAAAACCAUGAUUUGCCAAGAACGCCAUAUAUCAGAUUCAACGGUAGCAAUUUAGUAUGCUCGACGAGUCAAAAACCAAAAAUUCCUCCGAAAUUUGAAUUGUCUUCAGUUGCGUCUAAUUUUUCAUGUAUACAUACAUCAUCAUUCAACACAAAACCAUCAUGUUCGACUGAGAAGGGAAACACAGCCGACAUGUAUAGUUCGUGCGUUUCUUCUUGUGAAGACUGUGAUUCGUCAAAACAUCACAGAGAAUGUCCACGUUACAAAGAAACACAUCAAGAAAAGUUACAUUCUUGUUGUAUUCAUGACGCAGACACGUUAGAGCAUAGUUGUUCGUUAUACACAGAAAAACCGAAGUUCCAAAACAAUUGUGAUUGUAGCAAAGAAAAACUGAAUAGCAAAGAGCGAGGUUUUUCAAAAUCCGUAGAAUCUAACAAGCAUUUAUGUGAAAACAGCGUUAAUGCGGAAGAAGACGGCAAAUCUACACGUAGGUGUCAUGCAGUACGUCAUUUACAUAAUCACGAAGAUAAUUGUCAAGAAAGUCACAAAUGUCGUAAUAAUCACGUAUGUACGUGUGAGCCAGAGAGCGGGGGAUCCAAGUAUCUUACUCCUAUGUGUGAAAACGAGCCAUUGAUAGGAAAAUGUAAUGAGACGCCAGAGACAAGACGACGAAGAUUGACCGGAAAAAGGGUACGAGGAAUUCUGAUGGAUCUUUUGCGAGACUGCUGCAAUUCUAAUAGCACUAGCAAAAGUUGUAUAUACAAAAAGGAAUCUUCACCAGGUUGCAGUUCACAAAUCAAGCUUACGCCAUGUGCGUCUGCCGAACAGUCAUGCUCGAAUCCGAGACAUCCUGUCGGAAGAUGUUGCCGUGCUUACGCACAGCGAAUCGAGUCGCAAUUAGAAGAAUUUCGAGUGGAAAUGGAAAGAGUUCGAUCUCGUUCAGAUGCUAUUCUCAAUAUGCUAAAUAUGCUUCAUUCCGUGGAUACAAACUAAAAGAACUUAUUAUUCAUAUUACUUUUUUUUUUUUUUUUUUUUUUUUUUUUUUUCUUUAAUUUACAAAUU